AUGAAUCGCACCUCUGUUAAAAAUUAAAAUGAAACAAUGUUCUUUCUAUCAAUGAUCAAUUUGAUUUUUGGGAUUAUAAAGUAAGAGAUGUUCACAAUGAUAUCGAAUUCCAUACUUUUUGCUUUGAUGCUCUGUUACUUUGGGUACAAGUACAAGAGCCAUAGAAAGCAUCCCAUUUUUGAACAAGUCAUUCUCAUUUAUUAUUGCUGUUAUCAAUUGGUUUUGAGAGGAGUGCCAGCAAUUUGGUUUAACAUCUUUUCAAUCGCCUUGGACCAACAUCUGGGCCUAUUCGUAACUCUCGUACUCAUAAUCGCAUUUACAUGUGCGCAAGUGCAACCCAUGGUGGAGAUUAGUACACUCUAAGCGGUUUUAGAAUAGUUGAUUCUGAUUGUCCUGUUCCUCUACAACAGGUACAACUUCACGAGUCUCAAACAGCAAACUCAAGACAGAAUACUCAAAUAGAUAAUGAAGAAUGUGAGGUAUUACGCAUUUGAUUAGUACCAAAAUGAAAUUGAUGGAGAUUAGUUAUUAUAAUCAGAUUAGAUCUUAAAUUCAAAUGCCACCUUGUUUUCUUGUCGUUCUGAAAAUCAGAAACUAUAACAACAAAUAAGGAAGGAUCUCAAAAUCAAAUGUUACACCAUAUUACAAAUAGACAUAGUCCAAGAAUCCCAGAUUCUAUCAUCCAAACCUUCCGUUUUUGAAACAUUGGCUGGAUUUCUUGAAUUCUAUUAAAAGGAGAAGCAUAAAAUGAAAAACCAGGUAAUCUUGGCAACGGAAUUCGAUGAAGUAACAGGACUAAAGCAGUCAUAUCGAUUAUACAUAGAAUAAUUUAAAUAGCUGCAAAGACUUUAUACUUUGGUUGCACUGGUUAAUUUGGAUGAUAAAAUACCUUCAAAGCAAAACAAGAACAUAGACAAGUUCAAGAUGAGUUUGUCCAAGAUAUUCACUCACAAAUUGAAAACUCCCUUGAACACCACUCUUGGGUUCCUGUAGGCCAUAGUCCAAGAGAACAACACAAUCGAUGAAUAAGUGAAGAAUAGUUUUCUGAAGCCUGCCUUCAUCAAUUCCAAAAUACAAUACUAUUAUGUUUAGGACAUCUUAGAUUACGUGAAUUCGGCCAAGUUGGUUACGUACAAAGUGAGCAAGGUUAAUUUGCAUAAGACUUUGCAAUUGAUCUAUGAUAUGAUUGAAUUGCAAUGCAGAGCCAAGCAGAUCAAAAUCAUCUUCACCAUCAAUUCCAAGCCCUUCGAUGCCAAUGAAAAACCCAUCUAUUUAACUACCGAUUCAUUAAAAUUGGAACGGAUCCUUUUCAAUCUAUUGAACAAAUCCUAUAGACACACACAAAUCAUGGGCAAGAUCCAAUUGAAUGUGGAUGUGUUGUCUGAAGAAAAUCAAAUAUAAUUUAAAAUCAAUGACAAUGUCUAGGGGUUCAAUCAAGAACAAUUUGAAUAAAUCAACAAUUUUGCUAGAUUACAGAAUAAAUGCAUUCAUGGAUUCGGCAAUUCAAUCAUGAAAAGAUAGACCUUCAAAUUUAGUCUCACACUCUAAAUCACGAACAGGUUAAUUUAUUUUCUAAGUGACUUUCAGUGUUCCUUACAAAUAAACCACGAUUUAGAAGAAGGGGCUAUUUAUCAAUUCUUCAUCAGUCUCAACUGUCAACAAGUAAAUUUCCACCAGUCUUUCGAGAUUAGUUAAAAGUAUUCCAGUUUCUAAAAAAGGAGUUCAGGUUCACUUAAAUAACAUAUACCCAAUCAUAUUUCGCUAUUUACAAAAAGUUAAAAUUAAAUAUCGGAUAAGGUUCUGGAGGAAUAUGAGAUAGAAGAUGAACCUCUUGCAAAUAAGCCACUCUAAUUAAGUACACAAAUGGCUUAGAACUCUCCCUAAAGUGCUUUAUUUUAAAGUCAUCCAAUCUAGUAAAGUGUCUUUCCCCUUAAAAAGUCAGUGUUUCAAAAGGAAAUCAACGACAAAUCCCUCACCAUUUCAGUGGCAUUUGACCAUUCCUUCAACGUGAAACGCGUGGCAGAUUCCAUAGACAUUAGACAAGACAUGAAUCAAACCAUAAUGCUGGUUGAUGAUGAGCCAUUCAAUCAUGACACUCUAAAAUUGAUGCUCAAGAGUUUGGGAUUCAAAAAUUUCAUCAGUGCCUAUCAUGGUUAACAGUGUAUAGAGUUGGUGAAGAAACAUUACCGGUCUAUCAAAAUCAUAUUCAUGGAUCUAGACAUGCCAAUAAUGGGGGGAGCUACCUAAAUUCUUAUGUAAUAAAUGCAGGAUGGGGAGAUCGAUUACAUCCCAAUUGUUGCCUGUACUGCCCAUGAUGACAAGGAUACACAGCAGGAAUGUUUUAUGGCAGGCAUGCUUUGCAUAAUUGCUAAACCUGUUUUUAUUAGAAGUCUACAAGAAACGUUCUUGAGAAUUAAUGAGAUCAAAGUUAAAUCUUAAAACCUUAUCUUUGGAUCCAAAGGGAUCACUUCAAGUAUUAAAUGA
This is a messenger RNA of Paramecium tetraurelia, 2484 nucleotides long. RefSeq lists its product as uncharacterized. The record is from RefSeq and is a predicted model, not a curated record. The transcript has 5 exons. Gene Ontology annotation, biological process: phosphorelay signal transduction system. Gene Ontology annotation, molecular function: phosphorelay sensor kinase activity. Lineage: Eukaryota; Ciliophora; Oligohymenophorea; Peniculida; Parameciidae.